Xiphophorus hellerii (green swordtail) is the source of this 4198-nucleotide messenger RNA. RefSeq lists its product as uncharacterized. Lineage: Eukaryota; Metazoa; Chordata; Actinopteri; Cyprinodontiformes; Poeciliidae. The coding region runs from base 266 to 1870 and encodes 534 amino acids. The transcript is spliced from 2 exons. The record is from RefSeq and is a predicted model, not a curated record.
AAACUACAACCAGGUGAGACGUUAAUGACCGACCUAACAAGAGCUUGUCACGAUAAAAUAACUUUCUUUAUUUUAGUUUCACCUGUUACUGCUGCCCUUCUCUGAUAUUUGUUUGUGUGGGAGCGUGUCACUGGGUUUGAUUUGGAAAGAGGAAGACAACACAAUGAAUAGGAGGCGGAACAAGUGAAAUACUAAGGUGGAUACAUAAAACAGAGACUGUACAAGCUCAGCCCAGUUGUGGUGUGGAAGUGGCAAGACAACCAACAUGACCUGCACAAAGAUCACAGGCCUUUUGCUUUCCCUCCUCCUCCUCCUCCUCCUUGGUCAGGUCUGCAGUCAGGGGCCAGAGAUUGUGUUUAGGGAGGAGGGCGGCAAUGUUGUGAUGGGUUAUUGUUUUGGAGCGGAUUAUCUUCUUGCUUACAGAUCUGCUGCAGGCGGAGAACAACUACUGGGUAACUCCUCGAACAAGAAUCUGCCCAACACACCUCCCGUGGACCUGGAGGGUCGAAUUCAGAUGAAUGAAGUUGACAAUCUGCUUGGGAUCCAGAUAGAUGAACUCACAGACCUGGACUCUGGGAUCUACAGGAGAGAAUGCUGGCAGAAUCAUACAAUGGUCAACAAUCAUAUGGAGCAGCUCUUCGUGUGCAAAGAAGAGAUUUCAGCUGAAGAGAUCAAAGUGAAUAGUGAAGGUGGAGCGGAUAUUCGCUGCCAAAGCUCUUCUGUUGGUCAGGAGGGAACUUUUGUGCGCUGGUAUCUGGAACUACAGCCUGACUACAAGCCCAUACUCCUGCUGGACAGCAGUGUUUCACUGGAGCCGGUGAUGAAAGAACUGCAGGAUUCUGUGGAGGCCCGAGAAAACGGUGCUGUGCUCAUGGUAAAUAAAAUUGUGUUCCAGAAUUUUCCACAGUUUCACUGCACUGUGUUCAAAGGUAAGACUUGCCUUGGUUUCCAAAACCUAUUCCUUCCAGACUACAGUUACAGUAAAGAGGUUUAUGUCUCCAAAGGGGAAAGAGUAGUUCUAAAUUGUAGUGGUGAUGGUGGAAACCUGUGGUGGGAGACUCCACAGGGACAACUUAACAGCAGCAGCCCAAGGAACAAUGAGAUGUACAUAUCAGCUGGUGAAGAACCAGACAGCUUCUCCUUAAUAAUCCCUGUUAUUUCUGAUGAACACAAAGGGACUUACACAUGCAUCGCUCCAACAUUUGAGAUCGAGUACUCUUUGUUUCUAUGCCCCAAAAGUGAAUUACAAGAAAAGGUUUACUUUAAAGACUCAAAUAUCUCACUGGAAUGUACUUCUGACCUGGAUAAUCUUAAAAGAGUCCAGUGGUUCCGUCAUGUACAAGCAGACAUCUAUGAAAUCAUUGGUGACACAUAUGAUGAGCUUGUCUCCAUCCCAGAAGACCUGGAAGGCAGAGUGGAACUGUCUAUUUCUGGAUUGCUGAACAUCUCUAACCUGUGCAGCGAGGACGAACGGAUGUACAGAUGUAUUGUUUUGAAAGAAUUCCAGGACAAUGUCACUGCUGAAGAAAACGAUUAUGAGGAAGGCACGAAUGAGGAUUACUUCAACGAAGAUGAACACACUGACGCAGAUAGGUGCUUCUUUAAACAGGAGUUUAUAUUAAAAUCUGCAUCUGUCCGUAGAAUUAUCCCUAGAACUUUCCCUACAACUGCCCCUACAAAUGACUCUGGAUCUCACGUUGUAUACGCAGUGGUCGUGGGACUGGUGUUUCUAGUUAUUGCAGCUGUAGUCAUAGUGAUGGUGAAAAAGAGACCAUCUGUUUUUGCAAAAAACAGAAACAGAGAAAAAGUAACUGCAGUGGAUUCUGAUUGUACAGACAGCUUAAAACAAAAUGCUGAGGAUAAAGUUUAAUACUUUCUAGGUUUGUGUUUAGAUGUUUUAUUUGACCAUCUUGUCUAUAAACUUUGUUUUAAAAAUAUUUAUCAUGUGAAAGUAUUUAGUUUACAUUUGUUGUAUGUAAAUAAAGUCUCUUAAGUGUAUGCUUUCAGUUUCUGUUAACACAAUUGUUUUAGUUUUCUCAAUAGUGACUUAGGACUUCAUACAGAAAAUCAACGUAAAUUGUGUUUUUUUCUUUAAAAGUGUCUCUCCUUCCUGAAAAUAUUUUGGAAAGCUUUUUAAAAAAGACAAAGCAGUAAUUAUUUCUCUUUCAUCUUAAGCUUUUAGGUGUACUGUGUGGUGUCUUCUCUUACAUUGCGUGCCAGGUGAGACUCAGUGAUCUGUAAAAACCAGUUUGACUGCUUUAAAGUCAAGGCGUUGCUUGGCUUGUUUCAGGGAAGAGAAAAAAAAAAUGACAGAUUGUAAUUAGAUUCUGAAAGAAUUCAAGCGGCAACAUCUAUAGGAAAAUAAUAACCAACAAUGCAAAACACCAACAAGAUUAUAUUCAGGUUUCAACUACUGCAAGACUCAAUACAAAAUAAGAAGAGGUGGAUCUUCAAAACCUUCCAAAGUCUAAGCAGAUAUGGUUUAACAGAACGCUAACAGUUGCUGAAAAGACACCAUCACUUCUGUUUCUUAAAAAAAAAAAUUAGUUUGUGAAACAUCCAGGAUUGUCAGAAUUGAGAAUUUUGCUGGUGUGUUGCAAUGUUAAAGAAUAACUGGCGCCAGCAUUGAUAAAAUAUAAUUAUAUUAUCUUGCAUGUUUUUCCUGUCUGCAAACAAACAUUUGACUGAUUCAAAACAACAAAUUCAAGCCUUGAGUUGUGGUUUUCUUUCAAAGUCCAAAAACAUAUUUGUAAACUUAAUUUGCAACUCUACAUGAGUCUUAGAUGUCAGUGUGUGUGUGUAUGUGCUGACCCGGGGAAGGACUGUAAAUUUCCCUGGGUUUAUUCCGCUCUUCACCCAAAUGCUGGGAUAAUGGUCAUGAUGAGGCCAAACCGGAAAUUAUGAAUUAAUUAGAUAACCGAAGGCAAACUAAGUUCAGUUUUAAAUCUUAAAUCUGAUUUGAAUUUGGUUUAAAUUUAGCUUAGUUUUUAAUUGAACUUAAAUUUGAAUUGCAUAUAUUUUUUUUAACUACAAUAAUCUAAGAUGACCACCAUCCUCCUCAUACCCUAAAAAGUAGUAUUUAUCUUUGUUUUUUUUGUAAAAUGUCUUUAUAGAAAGAAUGAUUGGACAUGUCUGGAGUAUCAGAAAAUGUUUUGCUGUUUUCUCAUCCUGCUUUCACCCCACAGCCAAAUGGUAAUGCUGCAGACAGAAAUCCACAGGUGGUCAGACCAAUCUCUUUGCCACAGAAUGUGACUGUCCCAUGUAAAAUGCUAUGUGUAAUCUUCCGAGACAACUGUUUGUGAUUUGCCAAUAGAUUGUAAACCGAUCCCCCAUUUGGGAAAGGGAGGGACUUUGUGUCGCUAUGGUAUAGUAUACUGUAAAUUAUUUCUGUAAAUAACGGAGAAAUCUUGCAUGUUACUGCAAGGCUAAGGUGCUAACCAAUGCUCCACCAGGCAGCCCAUAAAUGUUUUCAAUGCAAAAAUCUGAACAUUUGUCAUCUUUAUCAUUUGGUAACCCAAGCAUGUUCAAUUUCAAAAACUUAAAAACUGAGAGGAAAAAUUCUGGUCUCAUUCUCUUUACAGACCUUGAUAAUCCACUUAAUCAACAGCAUAUGGAGAGUUGUUAUGCAGCAGUCGUUAAUCUGUAUUCCCAGAGCUCCUGCACAGCGAGGUCACUGAAACGCCUCUGCUCUCCCUCUGGGUCGUCAGUACACUUCAGGUCUCCUUACAAUAACAGACCGCACUUCAUGUGAAGCAUGAAUAAUGUGAAAGUUAUUGUGAAAUCUGGAUAAGUGGUAAGACGUCAUGAAGUAACAAACUUGUGAACAUUUGAAAGAAAAUCUGUUUGCUGUUAGAAUAAGAUAUCUCCAGAAUUUUGUCUGAACCACUGCCAGGUUCUGCCAGUCUAUAUGGCUGCUCGGUCUGUGUUGUGUUUUUUUUUUUUUUUUCAGAUGAAAUAUACAAUUUCAUCAAUAAAUAUUAAAUAGAUGAAGUUUUAUAAACUUGUUUAUUGAAACACUUUCAGAUAUUAGAGAAAUUUUGUUUUUUAUCUAAUUUUUUAUACUUUUAAGUAUUGAACUGCACACAACUGUAACUAUUUAGUUUUCAUUUUUUGUAAAUCCUUACUGUUUGAAUAUAUUCUUGGGAUAAGACGGGUGGAUGAGAUUUUUUUUUCUUUUUUCUACUGCCUUUCAUUUCGU